AUGAUAACACAGCCCAUCGAUACCAUCAUGACCCUCACUGCUCUCACCUACCUGAACAUGACUGAUAAUUUCAUCAGUGCACCACUGUCGCCAGGCAUAGCCAACCUGCAAGCACUCCAGUACCUGGACUUUUCUAUCAACGGCCUGGAACAGGUGCAAGCCCUCUCCGCCCUCACCAACCUCAAAUUCCUGAGAUUGGAAGGAUCCUGGAUCGACCCUGCACCUCUAACCAUUUUCACCCCAUUGAUCGCAUUAGAGUACCUGAACCUGUUCAACAACUCGUUUGAAGGCUCUCUUGCCACCCUCUCGACACUCACUCGCCUCCAACACCUGGACUUGGCAGUCAAUAACAUAGGACCACGCAUACCAUCCACUCUAUCGCGCCUCUCCCUGCUCUCUUACCUCGAUCUUGCCUACAAUCGUCUGAGUGGCUCUAUCGACCCCCUCACGGCACUCACUGCCCUGCAAGACCUGACACUAUACAACAGCGCUGUAUCAGGCUCUUUUCCCGAGUCUAUCUCACGCCUGUCUCGCCUAACUUUUCUUCAGAUUGGCAACACCAGCUUUACAGGCUCGCUUCCCGCAUCCCUGGGCCAGAUCACGGGUCUCAUGAACUUGUGA
Messenger RNA from Closterium sp. Naga37s-1, 621 nucleotides. Lineage: Eukaryota; Viridiplantae; Streptophyta; Zygnematophyceae; Desmidiales; Closteriaceae. The record is from the annotation of a GenBank genome assembly.